AUGAGUAUACCCUGGAGUAAGACCAGUAAAGAGGACUUCCAUUUAGAGAGGGCUAAGGUUAUACUUGAUGAGGAUCAUUAUGGACUCAAGGACAUUAAGGACAGGAUACUGGAGUUUAUAGGAGUCUCAAGAUUGAAAGGAUCAGUUCAAGGAAAGAUACUCUGCUUUGUAGGACAACCUGGUGUUGGUAUAGCUCGUUCAGUUGCCCGGGCAUUAAAUAGAGAAGGAAGACCACACAAUAAACUAAUACAACAAUCAAUGUUCAGUGUAGGAGGUAUGACUGAUGUGGCUGACAUAAAGGGACACAGGGAGACAGAUGUUGGAGCAAUGCCUGGUAAAGUGAUACAGAGUUUGAAGAAAGGUGAUCCAGCCAGUGCUUUGUUAGAGUUGUUGGAUCCAGAGCAGAAUUCUUUCUUUUUGGAUCAUUAUCUUGAUGUUCCUGUGGAUCUCUCACGUGUUCUGUUCAUUAGUACAGCCAAUACAACUGACAUUGUCUCUGGUUAUAUAUCAGAAGAGAAGGAAGCCGUUGCACAUAAUAACCUGAUACCUCAGGCUCGUUCUUUCUCUGGUUUGGAGGAGGGGCAGGUCCUUAUAGAAACUGAUGCUCUCAAGUUCCUCAUCAAGUGGUACUGCAGGGAGAGUGGAGUGAGGAAUCUACUGCAACACAUUGAGAAGAUAUUACAUAAAGCUGCUUUUAAAGUCUUAUCACAGACACAGACUAAAGAUGAUGAAGCUGAAGCUGAAGGAGAUAAAAAGAAAGAAGAAACAAAAGAAGAAGAGAAACCUUCUCCCCCUCCUGUUCCUCCUGUCACUGUCUCUUCCUCCAAUUUAAAAGAUUUUGUCGGUCAUCCUCUGUUUAUUUCUGAUCGCUUCUAUGAGACCACACCCCCUGGAGUGGUUAUGGGUCUGGCUUGGACGUCAAUGGGAGGUACUACUCUUUAUGUGGAGACAGGCAUGGCUGAGGGGCAGGGCCUGUCAAAGGAGGGGAGAAGAGAGGGGGGUAUGACUACCACUGGACAGUUAGGAGAUGUAAUGAAGGAGUCCACUGUUAUUGCUUAUACUUUUGCUAAGGGUACUACCCCAAAGGACGGUCCCUCUGCAGGUGUCACUAUAGCCUCUGCCCUCCUCUCACUGGCUAUGGAUCGUCCAAUACAUCAGAAUGUUGCCAUGACUGGUGAACUGUCACUCACUGGAAAGUCAUUGGCUCAGAUCAUUGAGGCUGGUAAAAGAGUUAUAGAUGAUCCUAUGCAUCUUGCUGAUUUUGGAGCUGCACUGACCAGUGGAGAAUCACAUCAAAUUCAAGCAGCUCUUGAAUAUCCAGAUGUAAUCACUUCAAGUCCACUGUGGCAGGAGAACUGGAAUAAAAUUGUUGACUUAUUUAAUUUUGAUUUUAUGAAUAAUUACAUUAAAUAUUUCAAAUAG
This is a messenger RNA of Amphimedon queenslandica, 1422 nucleotides long. Its product is annotated as lon protease homolog, mitochondrial-like. Gene Ontology annotation, molecular function: serine-type endopeptidase activity; single-stranded DNA binding; ATP binding. Lineage: Eukaryota; Metazoa; Porifera; Demospongiae; Haplosclerida; Niphatidae. The transcript is spliced from 8 exons. Gene Ontology annotation, biological process: protein quality control for misfolded or incompletely synthesized proteins; protein catabolic process; chaperone-mediated protein complex assembly. The coding region runs from base 1 to 1422 and encodes 473 amino acids. The record is from RefSeq and is a predicted model, not a curated record. Gene Ontology annotation, cellular component: mitochondrial matrix.